CGUUUUCUCCAGUCUGGCUAGGGUUAGCUUAGCUAGUGAAUAGGUUUGCAGCAUUCACAUACAGUAAGAAUUUAGCUAACAAUAAAGUGGCCUGUCAUGUCGCUGGAAAGCGAACCUAGUUAAUUUUAGCACCUAAGUUAUGAGUAAAUUCGCUGUCGUUACGGCCACCGGGGUACUGGAAAUAUGUUUUUUGCUCCCCUUUCUGAACAGGAGCAGAAGGAUUUGGCGAAGAGUCUGGUAUUACUCCUGUCCAAAUAUAAAUACAUAUCCGACUCAUACAUAAUUGAGUUUUUCAGUGAGAAUCUGUGGGAGACGCUGCCAGUUGGAUGGCAGAAAGCUUUGGGUGAUCUGUCGCCACCUCAGAUUGCACAGCUGCUACUGGACAGGGAUGCUAAAAAGAGAAUUUACCCCUCUGUGUGGCCUCUCUCGUUACUUGCACUCCGAGCCACUUCUCAUGCACUAGUGUUUCCACGAAUGCCCCCAGGCCAUCGGGCACCAGACCAUGUGGCCCCAGUGAAACCAGAGGAGUUCCUUUCAAACAGCAGUCAGAGUUCUCUACUUGGUCACAUCUUUCGCAAACAUGUAAAACCCAAGAAACAACAUGAGAUCCGUAAGCUUGGACUGAUGGUUAAGCAGCUGUGUGACCAGACUCACUGUAGCAGUGUGGUUGAUGUUGGAUCUGGUCAGGGCCACCUGACCCGCUUUUUGUCGUUUGGCCUUGGACUGGAUGUUACUGGCAUUGAGGCUGACACAAACCUUGUUUCCAUGGCUUCUAUAUUUGAUCAACAGCUCUUGUCAACACUAGCCAAGGAGAGACAGAAGUCAGGCACAUCUCGGCUCCCUCACGUAGCACCUGGUCCUGCACCUCGGCAUGUAGUUGGCUGGGUCAGCCCCAGAGCCACGUGGCAGGUCUUCCUUCAGCAGCUGGGGAGGAGGGAGAAAGACAGUGAGAGUUACCCAGCAGGACCAUGUCAAAAGAGACAGAGGGUGUUGGUUUCUGGGCAGGAAUGUGAACUUGAAAAAGAUAUUGAUCAUGGAAGCCAGCACUUCUGCACAGAGGAAUGCAGCUUUGUAGCUUGUGCUACAGAGCAACCAGCUGCAACUGUUCUUCAGCAGUGUGAUGCAGGAAACUCAUCUCAGUCAAACAUUGUGAUAACACAACCUCAGCUUCCUAAUGCAUUUGUUUUAAACCACCCAUAUAAGGUGGAUAAUGGGAACACUAUGAAAGAGUCACCAGUGGGUGAAAUACCUAGUGCUGGCACAAGACAGGAUUCUGCCAUACAUCCUAAUAGCUCCUUUGGUAUUAAAGAAGCCAGUAGCUCAAAUUUUGUCCUAACUGGGCUUCAUGCUUGUGGAGAUCUUAGUGCUACUCUUCUACGCCAUUUUGCUAAUUGCCCCUACAUUCAAGGAAUCACCUCUGUAGCAUGUUGCUAUAUGAAGAUCACUACCAUGGAAAAUCCCAUGCCUCCUGGAGUCAUGUCCCCUCCUCUGUUUGACCACCCAAAAGAGGAAUCACUGUCAGAAUAUGGCUACCCAAUGAGUGAAUGGGUGAGAGGGUUGCCUAGACAUCAGCUGUCCUAUAAGGCAAGAGAAGGGGCAUGCCAUGCACUUGAGGACUAUCUUCAUAGACUGAGAGAGGAGAGUGGCUUGCUGAAAACACACUGCUACAGAGCAGCACUGGAGAGCAUCAUCAGAGCAGAGAAGCCUCACCUACGCAGGGCCAGCAUCCAGACCAUAAAAAAAGCCCAUAUGCUGUCAUUUGCAGAGUAUGCCCGUCUGGGACUGCCCCGUGUGGGCCUGCCAGGUGACCUGCCCAUCGAUCCUGUUCAUGUAGGAACCAUGCUGAAGCAACAGGACAGAGUGAUAGUGUUCUUCAGCCUAGCUCUGCUGCUGGCACCAGUGGUAGAGACCCUGUUGCUGCUGGACAGAAUGUUGUUUUUGCAAGAAAGAGGUUUUCAGAGCCAGUUGGCACCUCUGUUUGAUCCAGCCCUGUCACCCCGAAACCUUGUGUUGGUGGCAGUGAAAAAGGCAGAUGAAGAGGCUUGUUAAUCCAAGAAUGGUCACCUGCAGUUUGUUGCCUCGGGAUUUUAAUCUGUUUAAACAAAAUUCUCCGACCUGCUUAUUGCAUCAUGAAAAUGAAAUUAAUUAAUCAGUUUGUGCAAAAAGAAACUCUCCUUAGUAGAGCAUUUUUCCUGGCUGUUGUGUACUGCCUAGGAAAAAUUACCAGUGAAGGAGAUACAUUCUUUAGACUGCACCUACAUUUAAUCUGUGUGAAAUGAUCGCGAACACUCUCUAUUUUAUGAGUGCACUGACAUGGCUCCUGUACUACUGCAAUUUAUCUGAAUUGCAUGUGGUGUGUAUAGCUAUUUUUCCCCCCUCUCUUUUUAAAUAUCAUCAUCAUGUGUUUCUCUGUGACCAUUGUCUUAAAUAUGCAUGAACAUACUUUCAGCCAUAACAUUUCAGAGUAGACACAUUUGGGCAGGAAAUAGUGAAUAAGAAAACUGAAAGACAUUCUUGGUUCAUAAUACUUUUGUGCUUUUUUUUUUUUUUUUUUUUUUUCUUUGCUACAUUUAAAACAAGUUCAAGGUGAGAAAUGUUCAAGGUGACAAAAGUGUAGUGUUUUAAUGGAAGAUGCAGUAAAAGUGAACUUAACA
Molecule: messenger RNA, 2654 nt
Organism: Electrophorus electricus (electric eel)
Lineage: Eukaryota; Metazoa; Chordata; Actinopteri; Gymnotiformes; Gymnotidae
Gene: mettl25b
Product: methyltransferase like 25B
Biological process (GO): rRNA modification
Molecular function (GO): rRNA (adenine-N6,N6-)-dimethyltransferase activity
Source: RefSeq, a predicted model, not a curated record